Messenger RNA from Chiloscyllium plagiosum (whitespotted bambooshark), 2193 nucleotides. RefSeq lists its product as uncharacterized. Gene Ontology annotation, molecular function: RNA polymerase II cis-regulatory region sequence-specific DNA binding; DNA-binding transcription activator activity, RNA polymerase II-specific. Gene Ontology annotation, cellular component: nucleus. Lineage: Eukaryota; Metazoa; Chordata; Chondrichthyes; Orectolobiformes; Hemiscylliidae. The record is from RefSeq and is a predicted model, not a curated record. Gene Ontology annotation, biological process: regulation of transcription by RNA polymerase II.
GUGGAGCAUGCGCGGAACGGAGCCAGGAAGCUGAGCGGACGUGAGCUCAGCUUGGGCGAGACUGAGUUCGGCUCUGUGAUCCCGGAUCGGAUCCUCUGGGUCCGGAGGAGUGCAACGGACAGACGAAAAAAUGGUCCACCGUAGGUGGGGAGCGCCGUGAAACAGCCGGCGUCACGCCACAGCUCGCCCCCUCCCUACCCGCUCGGGCUGGCCGUCUGCUCCGGCUUCCUCCGAGUCCCAAUCGCGCGACAAAAGGACGCCCAGAGUGCUCCGCGUCUGGCCCUUUCGAACAUGCGCAGUCAACGGGCAGAAGAAUGACCGCCUUUUGGAUACGGCGAUUUCAGGGACGCGGAGCAUGGUGGGAAGUGCUGCUGCUACAGCCUCAGCUUCUAGGUGGGUGUUAGAAGAAGAGGAUUUUCUGACAGAAACUUCAAGAUCUGGCUGACACAUCACACAGAUAAUCAGGACUUGAAUAUCUUCAGCAUUCUGUCAUGGAAGCAAAAGGCACGAGUCGUAAUGCAGAGAAACCAUACAUGUGUUCUAUUUGUGGUCGAUGCUUCUGCCGAUCAUCUGGCCUGUCAAGACACAAGCACAGCCACACCAGUGAGAAACCAUGUAAGUGUGGGGACUGUGGGAAGGGGUUCAGUUACCCGUUUGAGCUGGAAAUUCAUCAGCGCAUGCACACUGGGGAAAAACUGUUUACCUGUACCAUGUGUGGUAAGGGGUGUACUCAUUUCUCUGCCCUCCGGAAGCACUGGCGAGUUCACACUGACCAAAGACCUUUUAAAUGUCCAGACUGUGGAAAGUGCUAUAAAAGUUCCUGGGAACUGACGUGUCAUCAACGUGUUCACACUGAUGAACGACCAUUCAGGUGCACUCACUGUGGAACUGGGUUCAGGCGAUCAUCUGAUCUAACUGUACACCAACGUAGCCACACUGGGGAGAGACCCUUCACUUGCCCUGUGUGUGGGAAAGGAUUCACUCAAUCUUCCCAGCUUAGUACCCACCAACUUGUUCACACUAAUAAGAGACCUUUUAAGUGUUCUGAUUGUGAGAAGAGCUUUAAAAGCAAAAAGCAUCUGGUGACUCACCAGCGAGUUCACACUGGUGAGAGACCAUUCACUUGCUCUGUAUGUGGGAAGGGUUUUGGCCGUUCCUCUUACCUACUGAAGCACCAACUGGUUCACACUGGGGAGAGGCCAUUCACGUGCUCGGAGUGUGGGAAAGGGUUUGCUUGUUCAUCCUACCUUUUGAAACAUCAACGGGUUCACAAUGGAGAGAAGCCUUUUUCCUGCUCUGUGUGUGGAAAGAGAUUCACUUGCUCAUCUAACCUACUGAAACAUCAACGAGUCCACACUGGUGAGAGGCCAUUCACCUGCUCUACAUGUGGGAAAGGAUUCACUGUGUCAUCCAAUCUGUUGAAACACCAGCGAGUUCACAAGUGAAUACAAACUUUAGAUUAUGCUGCUUUUCCUGCUAAAAACGAAGGCCAAAAUUGAACAUUGUGAUAUUUGGGAUUUGUUUCUGACAAUGCUAAUAAUCCCAAUAAUGGAGUAGAAUUUAAGAUGCUUGAAAAAUGUGAAUUAAGCCAGCAUUGUUUUGAACACAUUGCUGUAAGAUUUUGUCUUACCACCACUUUUAAGCAUUAACUGGCUGGAACCAGGCAAACAAUUUGGGGAAGGAUCUUAUGGAUGGAAAAGAAAUUUAGUCUGGACAUACUCCUGAAAGGAUCGUAAGGGGACUUGAUCAGGUAAACGUUGAAAGGAUAUUUUCCGUUGUGUGAAAAUCAAGAACGAGGGGUCAGAGAGUGAAAAUAAGCAAACAUUCACAUUUGGUCUUCCUCAACUCUUCCACUCUGACAGCAAAGAACAUAUGUGGUUAAUCAUGAGGUGUAUUAAGAAUGUGGCAAGAGCCCUUUCUUCCAUGGGUCAGCGCUCCUAGCCACAUACACAAAGGAUCUUCUACAGUUGUGCUUAGAAUUUGCAAGAGUAACAAUGAAUCCUGGAAAUGUGUCAUCAGAUCAUGGUUUGAUAUCCAAUUGUAACCUGUUCCUCACUGAAACUGAAAAACUGGCCUGUUGAUAAAUUGUACAAAGCUUAAUGUGUUGGUGUAAGAAUUCUAAGUUUACUAUUUUAAUAUCUAUUGAAAAUAAUCGGUUGAAGUUUGCAUUAAAAUAACAGAUGUACAAAUUCA